AUGAAAUUAAUUAUUUCAAUAUUACUUUUUAUUUUUGUAUUUAUAUACAUAACAUUUCGUAUCUAUGAAUAUCAUAAAAAUUUAUGUAAAUUAAAUUAUGAUUAUCCAUUUCAAGAUCCAACAUUACCAAUUGAUAUAAGAUUAGAUAAUCUUAUGUCAUUACUAACUCCGGAAGAAAAGAUUAAUAUGUUAUGGAUGGAUGGAGCAACAUCAGAUGGUGAAUUACCUAAUUUAGCUGUUCCACGUUUAAAUAUUCGUGGAUAUUCUUGGAUAGGACAAGGAUAUGUUUAUCGAUCAGCAUCAAAUGGUUGUAAUAUUAAUUGUUAUAGUCCUGUAAUUGAUGGUAAUGUUUCUGUAUUACCACAAGGUACAGGAAUUGCUUCAACAUGGAAUAAAAAUUUAAUUUUUCAGUCUGGUAUUAUGAUUAGUGAUGAAAGUAUGGCAAUACAUUAUAAUUAUAAAAAUAAAAGUGUUGAUUAUAAAACUGGUGCAUCAAGUGUUAUUAAUAUUGCCCGAGAUCCAAGAUGGGGAAGAGUACCAGAAACAUAUGGUGAAUGUCCAAUAUUAACUGGUGAAAUAGCAGUAGCUUUCAAUAAAGGUAUUAUGGGUUAUGCAAAAUUAGAAGAUACACAAUUAGAAUAUGGAAUUUAUAAAGUUAUACCUGUUAUGAGACAUUUUAUUGAUUAUGAUGGUCCUGAUAAUGGUAGAUUUAGUUUUAAUGCAGUUAUUUCUGAUGCUGAUUUAAGAAUAACAUAUUUACCUGUAUGGAAAAAACUUAUUGAUGAAAAAGCAAUUGUUGGUAUAAUGAGUGCAAUAAGUGCCGUAAAUGGAAUACCAUCAGCAGUUAAUAAAUAUUUAUUAAAUGAUGUAUUACGUAAUGAAUGGAAUUUUACUGGCUAUGUUAUAACUCCAUUAUUGGUGUCAAAACCAAAUGAUGGUAUUUGUGAAAAUGCGAUAUGGUCUACAAAUGGUACUACUGUCGCUGGUAGAAGCGAUGGUCUCGGAUCUGCACUUAAUAGAUUGCAUGGUCCUUGGGGACUUUUUGUGGAUGACAAUCAAGUUAUAUAUGUAGCAGAUUCGAAAAAUCAUCGUAUAGUCAAAUGGGAACAAGAUGCUUCGAGUGGUCAACUAGUUGCAGGUGGAAAAGGAAGUGGAAAUAAUACUGAUCAAUUAAAUCAUCCAUCAGAUGUGGUCGUCGAUAGAGAUGGAUCAAUCUAUAUUAGUGAUACAGAAAACGGACGUAUUCAACAAUGGUCUUCAGGUGCUAAGAGUGGGAAAACAAUCAUCAAAGAUAUAUCAUCUCCUGUUGGCAUGUCAAGAGAUAAGCAAGGACUACUAUAUGUAUCUGAUUGGAAAAAAGGCGAAAUAAAAAAAUGGGAUGUUGGUGCGACCAUUGGGCAACUAGUUGCGUCGAGACUUAGCGGUCCACGAUUUAUGUUCAUUGAUCAAAAGAAAUCUAUUUACAUAGCCGAGCAGAGACGUGAUCGAAUAAUAAAAGCUGAUGAUGUAAUAUCAUCACAAUCUUCAAUGCUUGCUGGUGGAUCUCUUGGUAAUGGUUUAAAUCAAUUAUCGAGUCCAUACAGUGUUAUUGUCGAUGAAUUAGGCACUCUCUAUAUUGCUGAUACGAAUAAUCAUCGAAUCAUGCGUUGGGUACGUGGAGCUCAAUCCGGAAUGGUUAUAGCUGGUGGGCAAGGAAUGGGUUCUCGAUACGAUCAACUUAGUUAUCCACAUGAUUUAUCAUUUGAUCUUAAUGGAAAUCUCUAUGUAGUUGAUUAUGGAAAUCAUCGAGUGCAAAAAUUUGUCAGUGAUAAGAGUUUAUGUCAAUAA
Messenger RNA from Rotaria sp. Silwood1, 1827 nucleotides. The record is from the annotation of a GenBank genome assembly. NCBI's taxonomy places the organism in Eukaryota, Metazoa, Rotifera, Eurotatoria, Philodinida, Philodinidae.